This is a messenger RNA of Ilex paraguariensis (yerba mate), 3128 nucleotides long. NCBI's taxonomy places the organism in Eukaryota, Viridiplantae, Streptophyta, Magnoliopsida, Aquifoliales, Aquifoliaceae. The record is from the annotation of a GenBank genome assembly.
AGACACUUAACACAAAAUACCAUCGCCUACCAAGACCCCCCACAACCACCGCCAGUCUCCACCACAAAGACAUCCAGUAUAGUUAGAUCUCCAUUAACGAAAACUACCACCAUCACUGACCAUCCACAACGAAGCAAAAACAUCUGUAAUACCCGUAUCAAUGUUGUAAAAUGAACAAGCCGAAAUGCUCACCUCACCUGCAAGAACAAGGAUUACAAGAAAAAGAGUAUUAGACAACCAAAGUUCAUUUUGGGCUUGAAUGGUUGGAAGGUAGUUUGCAUUUGCCAAUGAUAAAAAGUUUGGAACGUCAAUUGCUGCAUCCAUGUGUUGUUAGUUCCAGCUGUGGGAUUCAAUCUCUGGUGUUACCUAACUUCGUUACCCAACAGUCAAGCAAUGAUUACAUAAGCUCCUUAUGCAAGCAAAACCUUUUCAAAGAAGCUCUUGAGGCAUUUGAUUUGUUAAGAGAGAAAACAAAUCAUCAUGUAAAUCCCAGUACUGGUGCACAUCUGAUUUCUGCCUGCUCUUCUUUGAAGUCUCUAGAUUAUGGCAAGAAAAUCUAUAACCAUAUCCUCACAUCCAACUGUCAGCCAGACAUGAUUCUUCAGAAUCAUAUUCUUAACAUGUAUGGAAAAUGUGGGUCAUUAAAGGAUGCUCAAAAGCUUUUCGAUGAAAUGACUGAGCGAAAUGUGGUUUCUUGGACUUCACUGAUUGCUGGGUACUCACAGAAUGGUCAUGGGAUCGAUGCUGUAAGAUUGUAUUUUCAAAUGCUUAGGUCAGGCCUUAUGCCGGAUCAGUUUACCUUUGGGAGCAUAAUAAAAGCUUGCUCAAGUUUGAAUGAUGUUGAGUUAGGAAAGCAAUUGCAUGCCCAUGUCACUAAAUCAGAAUCUGGUUCCCAAUUAAUUGCACAAAAUGCUCUGAUUGCCAUGUACAUAAAUUUUGGUCAAAUCACUGAUGCGUCUAACAUGUUUUCUCACUGUAAGACAAAGAAUUUGAUUUCAUGGAGUUCAAUAAUUGCCGGGUUUUCACAACUUGGAUAUGAAAUAGAAGCUUUGUGUGUUUUCAAAGAGAUGCUCUCUCAUGGCAUUUAUCAGCCAAAUGAAUAUAUCUUUGGUAGUGCUUUUAGUGCUUGCGGCAGUCUCCAACAACCAGAGUAUGGGAGGCAGGUACAUGGGAUGAUUAUAAAAUUCGGGCUGAGGGGAGAUGCUUUUUCUGGGUGCUCCCUUACUGAUAUGUAUGCUAAAUGUGGUUUCUUCCAUUCUGCAAAAACAGUAUUCUCUGAGAUCAAAAGGCCAGAUUUAGUGUCUUGGAAUGCUAUUAUUUCAGGGUUUGCAUAUGGUGGUGAUGCCAAGGAAGCAAUAUCAAUUUUUUCUCAGAUGAGGAGGCAUUUGUCACUGACCCCAGAUGAUAUCACAGUUCGCUCUUUACUUUGUGCAUGCACAUGCCCAUCAACUCUAUAUCAAGGGAAGCAGGUACACUCCUACAUUAUUAAGAUGAGUUUUGAUUUAAAUGUUGCAGUGUGCAACAGUUUACUUUCGAUGUACGCCAGGUGUUCAGAUCUUUGUGAUGCAUUUCAACUAUUUAACGAGAUGAGAAGCAAUGCAGAUUUGGUGACUUGGAAUGCUAUUCUUACUACAUGCAUGCUACAUAACCAGGCCAGAGAGGUUUUCACAUUAUUUAAAAUGAUGCUUCUCUCUCAAACUGUACCCGAUCAUAUUACAUUAGCAAACAUAUUGGGGGCUUGCGGAGCAAUAACCUCUUCAGAAGCAGGGGACCAAGUUCAUUGUUGUGCCGUCAAAAUUGGUCUUGUGCAUGAAACUUCUGUCAUGAAUGGAUUGAUUGACAUGUACUCAACGUGUGGAUUUCUUGAAAGUGCUCGAAAGCUCUUCAAUUGUAUGGAAAAUGCUGAUGUGGCCUCAUGGAGUAGUUUGAUUGUGGGUUAUGCUCAGUUUGGACAUGGGGAAGAAGCUCUCAAACUGUUUAGAAAAAUGAGAAGGUUAGGCAUCAAGCCAAACCAAGUAACAUUUGUCGGAGUUCUAACUGCUUGCAGUCAUGUUGGAUUGGUGCAAGAAGGGUGGCGGUUGUUUAAUACGAUGGAAGUGGAGCAUGGUAUUGUACCUACAAGAGAGCACUGUUCAUGUGUGGUGGACUUGUUUGCUCGUGCUGGAUGCAUAAAUGAAGCAGAAGCUUUUAUCAAUCAAAUUGGCUUCGAUUCUGAUAUUGUGGUGUGGAAGACCUUACUAGCUGCUUGUAGGACUCAUAGUAAUCUGGAAGUUGGGAAACGGGCUGCAGAGAAUAUAUUGAAGAUAGAUCCCUUCAAUUCUGCUGCUUAUGUUUUACUUUGCAACAUAUAUGCCUCUACUGGCUACUGGAAAGAUGUUGCCAGAUUGAGGAGCUUGAUGAGAGACCGAGGCAUUAGGAAAGUUCCAGGUCAAAGUUGGAUAGAAAUUAAGGACAGAAUCCACGUUUUUGUAGCAGAAGAUAGUUUGCAUCAGGAGUGGGACAAAAUAUACAUGGUUCUAGAAGAGUUGUGGUUGCAGAUGCUGGAUGCUGGUUAUGUUCCAUUUAAGGAUAUGGACUUCAGAAGCAGAACACUAUGGGGGUAAAUCAACAGAGACUUAUAUCUGGCUCUUCAGAUGGAAGUUGGUAUACAGUUUUUUGGAGGGUAACAGUUUAAAUUUAAGUUGAUUGAAUCUUUUGAGGUAUGUGCUUAUUCAUGGUUUACUUUUAUAAUUAUAACUUCUCUAGAAUAUAACAACAUUGACAAUGUGUUGUAAUGAUCAUUUACGCUGGUAUUAGAGAUUAGACCUUAGGAAUGGAAUGGUCAUUCCUUAGUAAUAUUCAUUCCUUUGUUUGGUUUGGGGGAAUAAAAUUUCAUUCCCAUUCCUAAGGAAUAACUAAUCCCAUAAAUCAUGGGAUUAACCAUUCCCAAAUAAACCAUGGUAUUACCCAUUCCCUACCAGUCGGUAAUCAGCCUAAAUUCAAAUUGACAAAAACCCGAUCGUUCCUAUUCCCCUCUCUCUCUCUCUCAUCACUGCCCAUCGUUCUUCAGUUCUUUGGCCCCAAUCCUUCUUCUCUCCUUUCAUCUUCUCUCUUCUACUCCCCUCUGUGACUUUUCCUUCAUCAGCGGG